This is a messenger RNA of Moesziomyces aphidis, 3063 nucleotides long. The record is from the annotation of a GenBank genome assembly. NCBI's taxonomy places the organism in Eukaryota, Fungi, Basidiomycota, Ustilaginomycetes, Ustilaginales, Ustilaginaceae.
AUGCCCAAGCCUCUCGCUUCAGGGCAUCAGGCCACGUCAUCUCAGCUUCACCACCAAUCCAGCCCUUCUUCCACCACCACCUCCAAUCACCGCCUCCUCCCGCCCCUUCGUACCGCUCUCGCGUCAACUUCAUCGUCUCUGCCUUCGCGAUCCACCCUGCCACCGCCCCUCUAUCCUCUAUCCAGCGCCUCGCCUCGUCCAGACCCUUCUGCCUAUCCUCAUUCCAGCUACCUCGCCAAUCGACCCUCUUCACCCUACUCGACCCCAGCCCAGCGUCACGUUGCCAGUCCACGCAUCACACCCACCUCCGCUUCGAAUCCUCCGCACACGCUUUCACCGCCCACCAACAUGUCGUCCGCCUCGGAUCCUACUGCUUCUUCCGCACAGGCUGCCAACGACGCCUCCAAGAAAAAGUCCACAAAGAAGGCCGUCUCCUGCGAACCAUGUCGUCGCCGCAAACUCAAAUGCGACCGCGGCUGGCCCUGCGGCGCUUGCCGCGAUCGCAACGAGUCGAGCAAGUGUGAGUGGGCAGAGGGCGUCCGUCCACAGACUACCGGCCGCGACACCGGAGACGCAUCCCAAACGAACGACCGUCUCGACCGUCUCGAAGCAAUGAUGGGCGCCAUCGCCGCUUCCCUCGGCGUCGAUCUGCCCGGCACAAAAAACUCGCCUGCCUCGGCCACCCUCACUCCAGGCGUUGCACAACGCAAGUACUCCUCUUCCAGCUCCCUCUCCACCAAUCCGGGCAGCGCCAAUGCAUCCACCUCCAAACUAUCCACCCUCGCCGAACUCGGCGCCAGCGAGGCCAACCGCGCUGCCCUCGCCGCCACCUCCACUCGACCCGACGAUGCACAGCCAUCCUACGGCAUCGGCCCCAUCUCCUGGGGGUUCGGCUUCGGCAUCUCCCAAACCAGCCAAGUCUCCUCGGAGGAGCUUACGCGCAGGACGCUCUUCGAGCUCUUCAAGCUCCUCCCCGACAACAGCACCGUCCGUGCGCUCACCGACUUCUACUUCCGCGAGCUCUCCUGGAUGGCGCACCUCCUGCCCGAAGAGACUUUCCGCAAACGCCUCCGCAACAUCGAAGAGCAGCGCCUCUUUUGGGACGGCCGCCCCGACGCCUACCGCUACGAAGAGAUGCGCGACUCGCUGCGCCUCGUCGCCACCAUCCACGCACUCUGCGGCGCCGUGCUCGUGUUUGGCGAGCCCAUCGAAGCUGACUCGCUCCCGGAAAAGUACGGCAAGCAGGCCUUCACCAUCUUCCUCGACGCCGCACAGCACGCCCUUUCCAUGCUCGACAUCUACGAGGAGCUCCACAUCGACAACGUCCGCACCAUGAUCCUGCUCAGCUCGUGCCUCAGUGCGCUCAAGGGCCCCGCCGUCGGCUCGGCCAUGAUCGCCAAUAUCUGCUUCAUGGCCUACGCGCUUCAGCUCGACGUCGAGCCGCCCAAGUCGCUGCCGUUCGAAGAGCGCAAGGACCGCAUCAGCCUCUUUGCCACCAUCUGCAUCCAGGACUGGUUUUCCGCCGGCAACGUCAAACGCAGCUACAUGAUCGACCCGGCCAACACCAGCCUGCCCUCGCUCUUUGGGCCCGACGCCGACACGAACGACAUCAUCGCCGUGCCCAUGCGCUACAAGCUCAAGCUCAGCGACGUCUCGCGUCGCGCCAGCCAUCGCAUCCGCAUGAGCGAGGACGAGGCGUACGAGUUCACCAAGCAGCUUCACCAGGAGGUCGUCGCCAUCGAGGCCUCCAUUCCCGAGCAUCUGCGCUUCGACGAGUCGCUCAUCGACUCGGACGACCCGGACAACCCGGAGCGCUGGCAUCGUAGCGCCAUGGCGCUCGCCGUGCAGAUGCAGCUGCUCACGCUGCACAAGCGCUUCUAUGUGCAGUCGUGGUCGAAUCCAAAGUACAAGGAGUCGCGCGACAUUAGUUUUGCGGCGUCCAUGCUGAUCAUCAAGGUCUUCCGCAACGCGUUCAAGUGGUUCACGCCGCGCGAGAAUGCCACGCUGGACGAGCAGCGCGCCAUGAUCGGCGAGGGCAUGCGCACGCAGCACAACUCGGUGUCGCGGCUCUGGUUCUUUGCGCAGAUGUCGAUCAUCUCAUCGCUCGUGCUGAUCCACUUUGUAUCCAUGCUCGAUACGCAUCCGCAAGAGUCGUGCGACUGGGAUAGCUCCGAACUGCGCGCGCAGAUCACGGACGAUCUCAAGUUCGUGAGGCUGCUGUUGCAGGCGUUGUCGAGCAAGUCGAAGCUGGCUCUGGAUGGGGCGCGUGCGAUUCAGCCACCCGAGUCGAACCGGAACAAGCGCAAGGCAGACGAGGCAGUGGGUCCUGCGGGUGGUGUUCGAGGCGGUGGGCCGUUGGGAAGCAGGUCGAUGGACAGUCUACCGAUUCGCAAUCCGAGCUGGUAUUCGGCAUCGUCGGGAUACUCGAAUGGGUCUACGCCUGGAUUGGCACAGCGCACACCGCCUGCGUACAACUCGCCCGGCUCGAGCAGCAAUAGCUCGCACAGUCUGGCGCAUUCUUCCGAACUUGCUCGUGCCAAGUUGCCCUUUGAUGGGCAAGUUGCACCUGUGACGGCGAAUUCGUUUGACGACAUUGAAGCGCUGUGGCAGAAGCAACCGUGGCAAACCGCCUCGUUGCGCAUGGGAACUUCUCCCGCCAACCAAGCCAUGAACCGCGGCAAAACACGUGCUGCAUCCGGAAGCAAUGUAGUAGGAGGGUAUCAGGGAGGACAGAAGGCUGUUGGGGUGGGUAGUGAGGGGACACCGGACUGUCCGUAUAUCAACGCGAGCUUCUUUGGCCCCGAUGCGAGUUUCAACGAUCUCGCAAGGGCCGAAGCGGCAAUUGGACGACAGGAUGCUAGUUUCGGCUACCCCGUCGCACCGCUCAGCCCCUUUACGGCGUCGUUUAUCAAUUCGCUCGAUCAGUACGUGGCGAGUCUGGAGGAGCCGUUGCCGUCAAGUGGCCCUGCGGUCGUGGCGAUGCCCAGUGCAUCCGGCAGCUUGGCCAUGCCGCAAAGCCAUGCACUCGUCCAGGCGAACAAUGAUGCGGGCACGGGUGCCUAG